AUGGCGACUCCUUUAAAACAUAGAAGUAGCAUCUGGAAUCAUUUUCAAAUAAAACGGGAUGAUGACACAAAAGCGACUUGUUUAUAUUGCAAUGUCAGCGUUUCUCGUGGUAGCAAAGCAGUUUCAUCGAAGGGCUUCACGACAUCUAACAUGUGGACACACGUGAAGCGCUAUCACGAAAAGGAGUUGGAAAAAGACACCCCAGGUACCUCAAGCGCCGACGGUGGCCCGCCGCCUAAAAAACAAGCUACUUUGGAGCACAUUUUGGAAAAAAGUGUCAUGUAUGAUACCGAUGACCCUAGGGCAAAAGCGAUCACGCAAACAAUAGCUGAACAAAUGUGUGUAGACAUGGAGCCGUUUGACUUAGUAAAUAAACUGGGGUUUCAACGCACUAUUAAGCAGUUUUGCCCGAAAUACAAAAUGGUUUCCCGUCCCCAUAUUUCGGAAAAUGUAAUACCAGACAUGUACUGCCGUGUAAGAACCAAAAUAAUGGAACUUUUGCAUGAACUUCCGCACAUCACUAUCACGACUGACUUAUGGACAAGCGAUGCUUCUUCGUCCGUUAACGACUUUAUAAGUGUGACUGCUCACGGACUUGAUAAAAAUUUUGAGUUGAAGAACUACUGCCUAGAAGUAUUUCCUUUUGAAGGCGAAAAUCAUAGCGCUGAAAACAUAGCUCAAAACUUACGUCAAUUAUUUCAAGAUUGGCACAUCAGCGAACGGGUACGUGCUGUAGUGACAGAUAAUGCACCGAAUAUGGGGCUUGCUAUAACACUAGUGGGAGUUCAACGUAUCAGAUGUAUGGCGCACUCUUUACAAUUAGUGCUGAAGGAUGCGUUUUUUGAAGAGAAAAUAAAUGCCAUGAUUACAAAGGCGAGAUCUAUUAUUGGCCACUUCGGUCAUUCAACGUCAGGUCGCAAAAUCCUAACAGAAAUGCAAAAAUCUCAUAACGUUCCUUGUCACGUUCUCAUUCAGGAUGUCGUUACUCGCUGGGAUUCAACCCUUCAUGCACUUAGAAGACUUUUAGAGCAACGAGUUGCAAUUCAAGCUUCUUUGCCUCAUGUGAAAUGUAGAACUGAAUUGUCUACAGAAGAAUGGCUAUUGAUGGAACAAGUUGUUUCGACUUUGAAUUAUUUUGAAGAAGCUACAAAAUCUAUAAGUGAAGAAUCUGCUUGCUUAUCUGACGCUAUACCUCUUAUUAACAGUAUGCGAAAAAUUUUAAAACAGAUCAAAAAUAAUCAAGAGACCGCGGACGACAGUUACAGCAGCCCAGAAUAUUAUAAUUUUGUAGAGAUUUUGUUAGCUGGAAUAAAUGACAGAUUUGAUUAUCUAGAGAGUGAGGAAACCUUUAUUUUAUCAACAACACUAGAUCCGCGCUAUAAAUUGCGUACGUUCUUUCUACAAUCCACAAGCAUUGAGGCGAAAAGAAUACUUAUCUCCUUAAUUACAAACAGGGAUACACAUGUUCCUGUAGAGCGUGUAGAGUCACAAAAAAAGCAAGAUGAGACUUUCUCAGGUAUCUGGAGUGCUUGUGACAGUUUGAUUAAAGAAGCAGAAGAGGAGGAACCUUUAUCAAACAUGUCUAGUCAUCCUGAGCAAGAAGAGGUGGAAUCUUAUACGAGAUGUCCAAAUAUUCCAAUGAAACAAGAUCCAAAGAACUAUUGGAGCAAUGAAGAUAAAUACCCAAAAUUGAAAAUGCUUGCACAAAAAUAUUUAUCUUACCCAAUGAGCUCAGUUGCCUCAGAACGUCUUUUUUCAACUGCAGGCCUCAUACAAAAUGAUUUGCGCAACAGAUUAUCUGCUAGUAAUUUGAAUAAACUUUGUUUCCUAAACAAAAAUCUUCCUAAAGUGAACUUUGAUUAUUAA
Molecule: messenger RNA, 1866 nt
Organism: Parnassius mnemosyne (clouded apollo)
Lineage: Eukaryota; Metazoa; Arthropoda; Insecta; Lepidoptera; Papilionidae
Source: the annotation of a GenBank genome assembly